Molecule: messenger RNA, 1593 nt
Organism: Daucus carota subsp. sativus
Lineage: Eukaryota; Viridiplantae; Streptophyta; Magnoliopsida; Apiales; Apiaceae
Exons: 3
Coding region: 1-1593 (530 amino acids)
Source: RefSeq, a predicted model, not a curated record
AUGGACAACAGCACUGAGACUGUUGAGACUAAGGAUAAACUGAAGUUAGCUUUACCAGACAAGUAUGGAGCCUUAUUCUCUGAUGAGAAUAUCCCACAGCCUCCAUCUCCUGCUCAUGACCCAAUAGCAACUUCUGAUCCCAAACCAACCUCUGGUUCUUCUCAACAAGGACCAGUUGUAAUAUCUUCACCAACAAGGGUACUGAGGUCUUCUAAAUCCCCAUCCAAACAGCCAUCUCCUCCUCCCAGAAAAAGAAGAUUCCUUCAGAAAAUUUCAGAUUCUGAAUCAGAAGAAGAUAUUCAUCCUCCUCCACCAGCAAAGAGACUGAGAAAGAAAAUAAAGGCAACCUCCAUUACUGAUCUGACUGUGGAACCACCACAAUCAGAGGAUCCUGAACAACCUUUGAUUCCAUUCUCUGAUCAAUCUGCAGAGCCACUUUUGAUAGAACCUAUUUCUGCAGUGCCACUUGAUAUUGCUGCAGCUGACCAACAAAUGUCAGAGUCCACAUCUGAUCACAAUGAUCAAACUGAAGGGACAAAGUCUGCUGAAGAGAAAAUUGCAGCUGAUACUGAAAUAUCAGAAAAACCAUCUGAUGCACCUGCUCAAUCAGAGGAUGCACAAAUAGAAAUGGUCCUCCAGCUAAUUCAAGAUUCUUUAGUUCAACCUGAUGAUAUUGUUGCAGCUCCUGCUCAGGAGAUCCAAAUGGCAGAAAACUCUGAGGCAGCUACUGAAGCUCUAGAGUCACAUACUCUGAGUAUUUUUCUUGCAGACAUUGAUGAUGAUGAAGGAACAGAAGUCACAUCAACCCCUAUAAUCUCUGAGCCAGUCAGAGAAACUACACCAGAAAGGGUUGAUUCCCCAGUUAAGACACUGUCACCAGUUAGGGAAUCCACUCCCUUUCCAGCACCUGCAGUUCCAAGCUCUCCAAUUCCAUUCUCUGAGCCUGCUAGAAGGAAAAUUUGCCACUUGUCAUAUAAUCACAGGAUGUGCAGAACCACAUCACCUUCUGUGGAAGAUAGGCUUACCUCUAUUGAAGCUACUCAGGCUUCAAUGCAUUAUACUCUGGCAGAUUUGAGUGCUUCUGUGGCACAGCUGGUACAGGUUCUCACCUCUGCUGAUGUCAAAAAGAGGGAGAAAACAUCUAAAGACAAAUGCAAACCUGAUCAGCAAUUAAAAAGGAAAAAGCCAAAUGAUGAUGAGGAAGAAAAAGGGGAAAUAAACAAACAGCAAAAGCUGAAGCUGCUGCAGAGUAAAGAAACAAAGAAGAACAGUAGAAAAGCAGCAAGCUCUGAGAGACCACCCAGAGAAUCUCAAAAACACAGAUCAAUGGAACUGACUGUUGUAACUCAAGCUCAGAACAUAACCAAAGCAGUCAGAGAUUCAGAGGCUAUAUCCAAAGAGAUAGAUCUUGUAAACUCUGAAGUGGAAAAGAAGAAAGGAAAAUUGGUUGCUGAAGCUGAAAAGCUGAUUGAAGCUGGAGACCCUGAGGAUCCUUUCAUAGUAUGGCUUUGGAUUGUCGUCGCGCUUGAUGUUGUCAAUGAUGAAGAUUGCUGUGUUUUUGACGUCGUAACAUAUCAAGUAGAAUUGUUCUGA